AUGGAGACGGUGUGGAGAAGAGGAGGCGCGCUGGUGGGAUGUCGCCUCUGGAAGACGGUGCUUCUUCUUUUCCUGUGGAAAGUGUGUGACAGCCAUGCAGGAGCAGCAGGAGUCGGACCAGGAGGAGGCCUGGACUCCUCCCAGCCCCGUUUCUCCUCCUCCCUACCCACCUACCUCCCCGCCCAGUGCCAACUAAGUGGUGCUGACUCCGCCUUCUUUCUACGAGAAGCCAAUCAGGAGGUUAUGCGAAAUGGCAGCCUGUCAUCACGGACUGAGCCCUUCUUCCUCCACCAGCUGGAACCAGCUAUCGGCGUCCCGCAAUCCCUGCCCAGCGUCAACUGCAGCUACGGAAACCUUAGCAUUGAGCAGCCAAUCCCAGUGGAGCUGCUUCAGGGUCCGCCACCGCAUCUGCUACUGACGACCAACCAGGUGACUCUGAAUUGGAAGGUCAAAGGUCAAGUGGUGGUGCCCAAAGUGGGGUCAACACGACCCUGGAUACAGGUGCUGUUUUAUCUGGUGGGGAGGCGCUGGGAUGAGCCCGACCCGCCUCCUACAGCCCUCCUCCCAUGUGUCAGAGCUGUGGCCAUCCGUGACACCAGUGAAGCAGCACCCUCGGCGGGCUGCCGACUCGUGGGACCAUCUGGCAUCUGUGUUGUCCGUCUGGAGAUUCCCCCAGCUUGGUUUACACCGCCACAAGUGAGAAAAAGACCUCCCGAAGUGACUCUACCAUCAGUGGAUGUGUAUUACUCGAUUAUACCAGUGGAAGGAGCUGAUCAGGAGUGUCCCUCUACUGUUAAUGAGCCAUGGAGGGGUCAGAGUGCAAAUGUCGGGCCUCUUGGAGGCCUGGGCUUGGGUCUCGGGGGACAGUGGAGCCCCCUGGUGGAUGGGGGUCUUCAGGACAUGCUCAAAGCUGGCUCGGUGGUAAUGACAAUGGGCCCGGUUUCUGCCAAAGGAGAAAAAUUGAGACUGGAUGAAAAUGUGGAGGUUCUGGUGCCACCCAGCCCAGUUCGACUUGGCAAGACGGUGGCGUUUGGCAUCUACAUGAAGACUGGUUCAAACACAGAGCAGUUUAUACUGAGGGUGUGGUUCCAGUCAGGCAUUAACUUCCUGGCUGUGAAACCCAGCAACCUCGUCGCGUGGGAGAUCAAACAGGAAAUGGCGCCGGGAAGCAGUUCGUUGGCGGUGAUGUGUCAGAGACGGGCCUCCUCCACAGCAGAGAGAUUGGAGAAUCCAAAAACAGAGAAAAUUCUUGAUGAAUUGAAAAUUAAUUCUAUUGUUUCACUGGUUACUCAUACUCUUCAUGUUGUCUGGCCAGUCGAAUGUAGAGUCUCAGUUGGCAUGCAGACAACUUCCAGGCAAACAGAGAAAGUUUCGCACCUCUACAUCAGCAACGCAGACAUACAAGGAAUCGUCCCACUGGCUGAGGACACAGAGGUGGUGAACACAGCCAUCCUCACAGGUCGGCGUGUUGCGGUGCCCAUCAAACUGGUUACCGUGGAAACCGAUGGACAGGUGAGGGAGGUGGAUGACUCAGUCACCUGCAGCUCAACAGAUGUGGACGUGGUCAAGGUUUCCCCAAACUGUGACCAGGUUUUGGUGAACGGUAAAGAAAUGCGCGGUCGGCAGUCACUGGCGGUAAACUUCACCUACCUGCACCUUUCUGCUCAGCUGCAGCUCACCGUCUGGGUGCCCAAGCUGCCACUGCAGAUAGACGUGUCCGAUACUGAGCUGAGCCAGGUUAAAGGCUGGAGGGUACCGAUCAUCACUAACAAGAGACCUACCAGAGACAGUGAAGAUGAUGAGGAUGAUGAGAGGAAGGGCAAAGGCUGCACCCUCCAGUACCAGUACGCCUUGGUGCGGGUCCUCACCCAUUUCGUCGCAGAGCCCUCUGACCCAGGAGGAGAGAUGGUCCACAUGUUGGGUGCAGACUGGCAAGCUGAUAUCACUCAUUUGGUCUUGGACCAACUAAAGGUGGAAGAUCCUCGCAUUGCCAGACUGAUAGAUGGGCGAAUUUUGAUCGGGCGGGACCUGGGGAUCACCACAAUACAGGUUCUGUCCCCGCUGUCAGACUCUAUCCUUGCAGAGAAGACUGUGACUGUGUUGGAUGACAAGGUCACCAUCACUGACCUUGGAGUCCAGCUGGUUGCAUCUCUGACUCUUAGUAUGACAGCAAGUCCUGCAAAUAACCAGGCUAUACAGCUAACGACCACAGCUACAGACCUGCUGCACACACCUAAACAGGAAGCGGCGAUCAGUGCCUGGAUCCAGUACAGUGACGGUUCAGUGACACCGCUUGAUGUCUAUGAUCCCAAGGACUUCCUCCUCUCAGCUGUGUCACUGGAUGAGAGUGUUAUCUCCAUAACCAAUCAGGAGCAACACUGGCCUAUCGUAGUGGCAGAGGGAGACGGACAGGGAGCGCUGGUUCGUGUAGAGAUGGUCAUCUCUGAGACCUGCCAGAAAUCCAAAAGAAAGAGUGUGCUGGCGUCAGGAAUUGGCAACGUGAUAGUGAAGUUUGGAGCAAAGAGUGAUGAACGAGGUGUGUUGGGAAGAGGUGGACAGGAGGAUGGAGGAGGGAUAGACAACAGCACCAGUGAGCACCAAACAAAGGACGGAGGAGACUGGAAGUCCAACAGUGCGUCAGUGGAUCGAGAGGAAGGAGCCAUGAGGAAGGUCAGCACAACAACCAAGAGCACAGUAACCCAUCGUGCUUCAGGGGGUAAAGCUGCCAGUGGAGGCAGCAGCAGCAGCCGUGGCGGAGGCCCCAGCCAAGCAGGGGACUACAGUAGCUACCCAGCACAAGUGGAGGUACCAGGCACCGGGGAUAGUGAGCUGACUCAGACCACCAGAGGACUGUCGGACCUGGAGAUUGGAAUGUAUGCCUUGUUGGGUGUAUUCUGUCUGGCAAUACUGGUCUUUCUUAUCAACUGUGUCAGCUUUGCUUUCAGGUACCGUCACAAGCAGGUCCCUGUGCUGGAAGCAGGAGGCAACAUGAACCAUGCUCAUGACUGGGUGUGGCUUGGAAACGAAGCUGACCUUUUAGCUGACCACUCUGACCAGUGCCAGGGUGGGCUGCCUGACGAGUGCACCACCAUCAUUGACCGAAAUGAGGGAGGAUAUGAGGAGAACAAGUACCUGCUAAACGGGGCUGGUAACACCUUGGUGAUGGGCGUGGGCACAGGCAUGGGCACCAUUAGUGGGAGUGGUAGCACGGGUGGACACCGGGGCAUCGCCCACGGACAAACCUUACCCAGAUCCGUUCAAGAACCGCAUCAGUGCCUUUCAGCAAUCACUACUGGUGGCAAAAACGCCACCGGCCAAGCGGAGCACCUGAAUAAUUCCCCCCGAGCUACGGCCGCAGCUGCAGUUGCGGCCGCCAAACGCAAACGCGUCCAGUUCACGUCUUUCGCCACCGUCCUGCCCAAUGAUAAUUCGGGCGGAGGUGGCCCAUACACCAACUCUUCAGUCGUGGUGACCAAUGGGAGCGAGGAUGACAUCAAGUGGGUGUGCCAGGAUAUGGACCUGGGUCAGUCUGAAAUCAGAACCUACAUGGAGAGGCUACAAGACAAUCUGUGACUGAUGGGAAAGAGACUGAGAAAUGGAGGGGCAGAGGAAGAGUGCAGGAGGGGGAGGACGGACAAUGAGUACAAUUCACCUGUAAUGCCUUUGCAAUGGAUGAAGGGAGGGAGAACGGGAGCAAUAUGACAACAGUGUAGGAAACACAAAGUGUUGCCAAGAGUUGAGAGGAUUAUUGAACAGACAGUGUCGGGGAUGCUGAUUUAGCUCCCCUGAGGCUACGGAAAGCGUACGGUCACCACUAGCUCACACUGAAAUCAACGGUAGCAAACAAUUAAUAACAUUAUGAAUUUGUUUUAUAUUAUUUAUUGUAAAAAUAUUAGUGUACAAAUGAAUAAUAAGGUCACGUUUGGUCAUGAAUGUUUAUUUUCAGAAUUCCAGUAAACCAUUGUGCUAUACAGUAAAUUCAGGGUACGUUAUUGGACAAACAUUAUCAGCCACUAUACAUUUAAACGAGGAUGGCAGAAACAUCAUUAAUGAGAUACUUUUUACUCACAUGGUGUUUUGCCAGCAUUGGCUGUAGCUGUUGAUUGAUUAUUGAUAGAUCUAGUUUGAAUAUUUACCUGCCAAGUCUGCUGAAUGGCUAGAUAAUGAUUACUGAAGAAAG
This is a messenger RNA of Plectropomus leopardus (leopard coralgrouper), 4180 nucleotides long. The record is from RefSeq and is a predicted model, not a curated record. NCBI's taxonomy places the organism in Eukaryota, Metazoa, Chordata, Actinopteri, Perciformes, Serranidae.